Messenger RNA from Oncorhynchus gorbuscha (pink salmon), 1661 nucleotides. RefSeq names its product relaxin-3-like. Gene Ontology annotation, cellular component: extracellular region. The record is from RefSeq and is a predicted model, not a curated record. Gene Ontology annotation, molecular function: hormone activity. The transcript is spliced from 2 exons. The coding region runs from base 640 to 1176 and encodes 178 amino acids. Lineage: Eukaryota; Metazoa; Chordata; Actinopteri; Salmoniformes; Salmonidae.
ACACACACACACACACACACACACACACACACACACACACACACACACACACACACGGUCAGUUAUUAGCCUGUCAUCAUUUACAACACAAGUUGUUUAUUGUAGAUUAAGAUUUGAUUGGAGCCAGUCUCAGGUGUUUAGCUCUGAGCUGUUUCUCUAGAACCACAACGACCCAAACACAGAUAUUUCACUGUAAUUCUGCCAUAUGAAAGAAAUUAUACUCGGAAUACUGAAAAACUAAAAAUAUGAGGUCAUUAAUUAUUACGCAUCUAAGUGUGUGCGUGCGUAGGUGUGUAUGCAAUGUACGCGUAUGCGUGGUAUGUGUGCGCAUGCGUGUGCGCGUGUGUGAGCGAGCAUGUUUGGGAGGAAGGGGAGUUGGCAUCAGGUUGAUGUGUAUGGAGAGUAGGAUAUCAUGACUCGCACACAAGAUGGUGAGGGGUAGAGACUAUAAAGAAGCUGCAAAUGGUAGCGAGAGAGUCACUUCAAGAUAUCCUACUGACGUCUACAUUGACAGAAAACGUUGACUGAUAGAGUAGCAACAGCAUCUAAAGAAACUCUUCACACUUGCACCAGGACUGCACGCUAGGGCGACUUCAGUUGAUCUCUACAACGAAACCAGCUCUACUUCUUUAACUGAAAAUGCCUCUAAAGCUUACUACUGUGAUCCUUGUGUGUGUUGGUAGUUUGUUCUUGUGUGCGAGCGCUCAAAGCCUAUCACGAGACUACGGGGUGAAACUGUGCGGCAGAGAGUUUAUAAGAGCCGUUAUCUUCACGUGCGGCGGGUCCCGUUGGAAACGAUCCUUAGAUGAACACUUGGAUCCCUUCCAGCCCGGUUCCUAUAGUGAUGUCACAGAGGGCGAGGACAGCAGAAUCAACUGGCCUCACGGACAUGGUCUAGACCAGGCAGCAGACCACCCUCUCCAGCUCUCCUCCUCAUCCUCCCUGGCAGACCUGCUCUCACUCUUGGGCGGAGUGGGAGACCAUAGGGGGUUAAUGGUUGAUGUCAACCCCAGCGAGGGGCUUCAGAACCAGGCUUCAGCGUUGGGAGGAGUGGCCAAGAACCCGAGCAUCAACUGGCCACGCCGCGACAGACAAAAGAGGAACUUUUCCCUGGGCUUAGCUGGCAUGUGCUGUAACCAGGGUUGCACAAAGAAUGACAUUGGGCGUCUGUGCUGAGUGAGACUGGGGUAGAACAGAGGUAGUGGAGGUGGACACUGGCUGAGGGAGCUCCCCCUGUACAGAAUGGAGACCGUUGCUCAAAUUCUCCUUUCUGUACAGGGUGAGGAGAGCUCCACCUUCUCUGUGUUGAUGGACUGGGUGUGAGAGACAGCAGUUUUAAAUGUAAGUGUUUCCAGAUAAUCACAUGGUUUGGGUUGUUGAUGGGGGAACUUUAAAAACGGCUUUGUAUACUUUUCUCUAUAUUGUGAAAGGAAAAUAGUUUAUAUUUAAUUUUAAUUGCUCAAAUUGUCUCAUCGUUAAAUUCAUGACUUUGCUACUGAAGCAAGAGCAUCAUUGUACUUCCCUGAGAAAUAAAAUAGUUUGAAUGACAUGAAACAUGUAACAACCCACCACAAAUACCCCAUUACAAUACUGAGAAAAAAAUGUUGUGUAUGUAAAAUGUUAAACUAAUCAAAUAUCAAUAUAAAGUAUCUUUUGGAAAU